AUGUUUAGACCACAAAUAUUCGAGACUUUAUUAGCCCGCUCAAUUGCAUCAAAAAGAACACUUUCAUUGUUGCUGCCAACAAACCGCGCCGCCCCAACAAAUACCCUACCAGCUACCAUUCGAUCCAUCUCUACCAUCCCAACAACUACACCAACAAGAGCAAGAGCAAGUGCAAGAACAAUUGCCAUCGCCAAAGCAGCUUAUCGUUCACGCUAUGGCCAACAACAAGAGGGAAGCUCCAGAACCUCAGUAUUCAAAUUGCUUUUUGCCAGUGCUGGUGCAUCGUUCCUCCUUAUGUCCAGUUUAUCAAGAACCAUCUACAAUGAUGCAGUAGCAACAGCUCACAAUCAGCCCAUUUUGACUCCUAGACAACAAGUUUCCAACGACGUCAAAGUUAACCCCGCUGGCUAUACUGAAUCAAGAUUCAAUGGUGCAUUAAACUAUCAAGAACUCACACUUGGUUCAGUGACCGGUUUGUUCCUCGGUAUCAUUUUGGGUAAGUUAUCACAAGUCUUUCUUUUUGUUUCCUUAAGUUCCUUCUUUCUUUUGGAGUUUUUGGAAAAUAGAAACAUAAUCACCAUCCCAUGGAACUACAUCUUCACCAUUGGCAAGGAAAGAGUUGACGUUAAACAAUUGUUAUUCGACAAGCCAAGCUUCAAAAUCUCGUUUGUGUUGAGUCUCAUUAUAGCUGCUUACAAUGUGUAG
Lodderomyces elongisporus is the source of this 705-nucleotide messenger RNA. RefSeq lists its product as uncharacterized. The record is from RefSeq and is a predicted model, not a curated record. Bases 1 to 705 code for a protein of 234 amino acids. The transcript has a single exon. Lineage: Eukaryota; Fungi; Ascomycota; Pichiomycetes; Serinales; Debaryomycetaceae.